AUGUUAGUAUUGCUAUUUGAAGCAACUCUUAAUGUAAGCAAUAAAUUUGUCGACGGUAACACUGAUUUGAGUGACACAUCCGACUUGAAUAAGAUAUUUAGUUUAAGAAGUGAUGACGACUGGAGACAGUUGUGGCACUCAGAAAAACACAAGAGAUGCUAUCAGGACCUCAUUAACCACAUGGAGUGGGUUUGCGAUAAAGAUAUUUAUAAACUUCGCCGAAAACGAGAUCUUAUUGAAGUGGAAACGUUCACAAAUGAACCGUUUUUAUCAGCAAAAGAGGCGACAAAUAUGUUUGGGAUCUUAMGGUAUAAGAAAUCCAAUAAUAGAAGACUUAAUAAAAGAGGAAUAAUCGAUGAGUGCUGUAACGGAUCAGACGGCUGUUCGUGGGAAGAGUACGCCGAGUACUGUCCCGCCAACGGCCGACUUAGGACUUAA
This is a messenger RNA of Oppia nitens, 438 nucleotides long. RefSeq names its product probable insulin-like peptide 7 (gene Ilp7). Gene Ontology annotation, molecular function: hormone activity. The record is from RefSeq and is a predicted model, not a curated record. The coding region runs from base 1 to 438 and encodes 145 amino acids. Lineage: Eukaryota; Metazoa; Arthropoda; Arachnida; Sarcoptiformes; Oppiidae. Gene Ontology annotation, cellular component: extracellular region. The transcript has 3 exons.